AUGGAGGAUCGGAUAGGAAUUGACUCAAGUGGGAACUGGGAUGAGUUGUACGCAGAAGUCGAAAGUUUCUUGGCCGCGGUGAAAGUUAAAAAUCCAGGAAAGUACAAGGAUGUAAUCUUGGUUGCUGUGAGUCAGGACACGGAAAAUCAAAUAUUCCCUAUUGCAUUUGCCAUUGUGGAGAAGGAGGAUGUUGAUAAUUGGGGGUGGUUCUUGUCAUGCCUCAGACAUUUUGUCACAAAUCGAACAGAAUUGUGUCUAAUUUCAGACAGGCAUACUGGUCUAUUGUCGUACAUCAAAGGAGAUCCGCUUUGGAGACCCCCCCAUGCUUAUCAUCGUUAUUGUGCCAGUCACAUUGGGGCAAACAAUAUGAGGAGGUUCAACAAAAUUGUGGGCAACCAAGUAAAAGUUACGGCCAUGGAAAUCCAAAAACGAAAGUUUAAAGCACAGCUUGAAAAGACUAAAAAGUUCGGCGACGACGAAAAGGUCUACAAGGAACUAACGGAGGAUUUGGUUUUAAAGAAAUGGUCAUUCGCGCAUGAUGGAGGUAGGCGUUACGGAUCGGAAACAACAAACAUCUCAGAGAGCUUGAAUGGGGUCCUAAAAAAAGCUAGGCACCUGCCAAUAAUGGGAACGGUUAUGAUGACAUUCUACAAAAGCGUGGACUAUUUCAAUGACAGGGCCGUAGAAGCACGAAAAAAAAUUGAGACGGGGGGAAACUGGAGCACGUUUGCCAUAAAAAAGUACAAACACUGGAGGAAUAAGGCAUCAAGACACCAGGUCAUUGAGUUUGACCGCGCGGCACAAACUUAUGAGGUGCAGACUCCAAUGAAUCGGACGAGCCCAUAUAAAGGAAAUCACAGGCAUUCAGUUGACAUGAUCAAUCGCACGUGCAGUUGCAACAAGUUUCAACAAUGGAAGAUGUCGUGCUCGCAUGUGCUUGCGACGUGCAUGUUCAUGAACACUUCCCCUUUCAAAUACUUCAGCGAUGUUUGGUCACUCAAAUCAAUUAUACAAAUGUAUGGCUCUCAACCAUUUAGGCCCCCGCGUGACAAGGCAUAUUGGCCUGAAAGCAUUGGGCCAACCAUCAUUCCAGACCGAGAACGUAUCCGGGGGAGAGGGCGACCCCAAAUCACACGGUUUAGGAACGAGAUGGAUUGGAUUGAGCACCUCCUCGUCAGCAUUGUGGGUGCGGUGACUUCGGGCUUAAUGGCGUGUUGUUCUAAGUUUAUGUUGCCGGUUCCCAACAGUUAUUCUUUGUUGGAAGGUAACGGGUACUGUUGGUUGUGUUCAGUGGCUCUGUUUUGGGUGUUCGGCAGCAGUAGAUUUGUGGUAGUGGUUUUAACGAUGGAGGGCGGUGGGGCUGUUCGUCUUGUUGGGUGA
Messenger RNA from Rhododendron vialii, 1380 nucleotides. RefSeq lists its product as uncharacterized. NCBI's taxonomy places the organism in Eukaryota, Viridiplantae, Streptophyta, Magnoliopsida, Ericales, Ericaceae. The transcript is spliced from 4 exons. The record is from RefSeq and is a predicted model, not a curated record. Bases 1 to 1380 code for a protein of 459 amino acids. Gene Ontology annotation, molecular function: zinc ion binding.